Molecule: messenger RNA, 1752 nt
Organism: Corythoichthys intestinalis (scribbled pipefish)
Lineage: Eukaryota; Metazoa; Chordata; Actinopteri; Syngnathiformes; Syngnathidae
Gene: srxn1
Product: sulfiredoxin 1 homolog (S. cerevisiae)
Exons: 2
Coding region: 67-507 (146 amino acids)
Biological process (GO): cellular response to oxidative stress
Cellular component (GO): cytoplasm
Molecular function (GO): sulfiredoxin activity
Source: RefSeq, a predicted model, not a curated record
GAUUCCACCCUCUUCGAAACGCGGAAGUGAGGAGUUACUCGUUGGCUCAAAUUUGAAGUUUGGGUUAUGUUCCAAUUGUUCCGCGGAAGCAGAAGGAUCGCGACCCAAUUUGGUUUCUGUCGCAUAAAUCAGUCGACAAUGAACACUGGGGGCGACGAACUUAAAACAGACGACAGCGAGUCGAUUCACUCGAAAGGGCUACAGGAAGUGACCGACGUUCCUAUUGAUGUCAUCAUCAGGCCGUUUCCACCGGUUCUAGACGAAGAAAAAGUCCACAGUCUCGUCAAUACAAUAAAGGAUGGAGCAGACAUAAGUGUUGUUCCUCCCAUUGAUGUGCUUUGGAUAAAAGGCAGAGAAGGGGGUAAUUAUUUCUACUCUUUUGGAGGGUGUCAUCGAUUCGCUGCCUACCAACGGUUGAAAAUGCAGACCAUCCCUGCCAAGAUCGUCAAAUCCGACAUCUCUGACCUUAGGACUUACCUUGGAGCUUCCACUCCGGAUCUGCGAUAACUUAGGUUUACUGACCAAUCACUGUGUGAUGAUGAUGCAUAGUAGAUGCUUAUCCAUCAGGGGGCGAUAUAUACUUGCAGUCCAAAGGGGACAUUUUUUUUUAUCAUUGUCAAAAUAUGUUCAGCAUUAAAGGACCUGUCAAAAAAUUUUUUUCUUACUUUAAAAUAAUAGACAGGUAAUAUCAAUAGUCACAUCAUAACUUGUUGUGAUUUUUUCCUUCAGAUUUCAAAGCUAAUUGUUAUUAAUGGUUGAUAUUUAUUGAUUUAUCUGCCAUCUUUUUUUGAAGGGGUUAAUGCACCAAUAUUAGGUUGUACUUUUCAUAUAAAAUGCCCCCCCCCCCCCCCCCUUUUCACUCCAUUUAUUACUCUUUAGUUUGAGAAGUAGCCUCACCAUAAUGGUAUGCAGAUUUUAAAUGCUUCUGGUAUUUUUAGCACCCUGAGCUAUUGUUUAUAAAACAAAUAAAUCUCAGCCACUGCUAACCAAAGCCCACAAUGGAAAAUUUUGGCAGUGAAAACAGAAAUACAUGAAAAUGGAUUUACAAACUGUUUUAUUCACAGGCAAAUUCUACACUACAUAUGUCCAGUGGUUUGCCAAGAUGGAUGUAGGGCUGAGAGGAUGUGAGGGUUCCCCCAAGGCUCAUCAACAAAAGGAUGGAGGGGUUACAAUUUUUAGACAUUGAAGUAGACAUUUACUCACAAAUGACACCACAGUCCCUUGAAGCAGCAAGGAUUUGAAUACAACAUACAAUAGGAGUAGACAUACAAUAUAUUACUCUCACAGGCGUGUAUUCUUUAUCCUGUGUGAAGAACAAUGAAGAAAGAUUACUGCAGGUUUUUUUGUUUGUUUGUUUGUUUUUGUUUUGUUAAACAGAUGCCUGUAUUGUACUGCCCCCAAGUGGGCAAGGCACAGACACAAUGAGUCACAUUAUAAUAUAUUAUACAAUAAUUAUAAUACACAACUUGUAUCAUACUUUGCAAAUUAUUUAAAUAAAGUGUAAUAUUAUAGAAUUGUUUGCAUAUGUAGGGGGUACUAAUGCAAUUACUUAAAAUUGGUCACUUACCUGUAUGAAAUCGCACAUUCACCUUAAUUGUGUUAACAAACACAAACAUUUUAGGUCGUAUGAAAAUAAAUACGAACAUUCACAGCAACCCUAUUAAUGUCGUUUUAUUUCAACAAAAAUAGUCAUCUUAUAAUAAAGAGUGUAAAACCUAUUCAGAUAGAGAGACUCCAUUUGUUGCACAACCU